AUGAAGGGGUCGGAGCGGCACAUGGCCAGGGGGCCACUGCAUAAGCAGCUGGAUUUGGAGAGGAAGCACGCCAAGCAGGCCGAGGCCAGGCUCAGCCAGCAUCUGCAGAGACUCGAGCAAGCCCACCUGUGCCACCUGAGGCUGCUGGCCUGGGAGCAGCGGCAGCUGCAGAAACAGCUGCAGAGGCUGCAGCAAGACCGCAAGGGCAAGUGCCCCUCCUCCCCCGGGAACCGAGUUCAGCAGAGACCAGGAGGCGCCCCCGUGUGCCCGCAGCAGGGAGGGGACCUCGGGGCCCCCCGGGCCACUGGAGCCAGAGCCCUGGCCACCAACACAGCCCAGGAAGCACAUGGGGCCCGGCCCCAGGGGCCUCCUUCCUGCCACGAUGGCCUCGAGGGCCCCACGAGAAGCAAAGAGCAGGCGCCGCCUCAAAGCCAGGUGACCUCCCCCCUCGCAGGGGAGAUGCCGCCCGACCCAGCCGCCGCCACCUGCUCCACAGCCCCUGGCCCCGGGGCCAGCCCAGCCGGUGACCGUGGCGGGGCCCUCGGCGAGGCCAGACCAGAGGCCACAGGCCUACAGCCCGACCUCUGCGCCAGGGAGCACGUGUCCCCGGGGGCCCCCUCCUUCCGCGAGGUGUUGGCAAGGGCCGCCAACGCCCACUACCUGCGGCACCGGGUACCCCCCGAGGCUGAGCGGCUGCUCAGCAUGGGGGAGAUAUUUGGGCACGGGGGUCCUGGGACCCAGCGCAGGGUGCCUGGAGGCCACCUCUCCGACCCUCCCGAGCCCUCAGAGUAA
Molecule: messenger RNA, 792 nt
Organism: Myotis lucifugus (little brown bat)
Lineage: Eukaryota; Metazoa; Chordata; Mammalia; Chiroptera; Vespertilionidae
Gene: CCDC190
Product: coiled-coil domain containing 190
Exons: 3
Coding region: 1-792 (263 amino acids)
Source: RefSeq, a predicted model, not a curated record